AUUUUGAUCAGUAAUUUAGUGUCUCGGUGAUCGAUCGAGAUGGGAUUGAAAGGAUUCGUGGAAGGAGGCAUCGCCUCCAUCGUCGCCGGCUGCUCCACCCACCCCCUCGACCUCAUUAAGGUCCGAAUGCAGCUCCAGGGCGAGUCCGCCUCCGCCGCCCUCCGCCCAGCCAUCCCUGUCUACGGUGGCCCCUCCGCAGCCGCACUCCCCCAGCAAAUUCCCUCCUUUCCGCCGCUGCUGCGCCGGCCCGGGCCAGUCGCCGUCUGCGGGCAGAUUCUCCGCGCUGAGGGCCCCGUGGGGUUCUUUUCCGGCGUCUCCGCCACCGUCCUGCGGCAGAGCCUCUACUCCACCACCCGGAUGGGGCUUUACGACAUGUUCAAGACGCGGUGGUCGGAGGAGGGCGGGACGUUUCCGCUGCACCGGAAGGUCACGGCGGGGCUGAUAUCCGGAGCGAUCGGCGCCGCGGUGGGGAACCCUGCCGACGUUGCGAUGGUCCGGAUGCAGGCCGACGGCCGGCUCCCACCCGAGCAGCGCCGGAACUACCGGAGCGUGGUGGACGCGGUGGGGCGCAUGGCGCGGGAGGAGGGAGUAGGGAAACUGUGGCGGGGCGCGGGGCUGACGGUGAACCGGGCCAUGAUCGUAACGGCAGCGCAGCUAGCGACGUACGACCAGGCGAAGGAAGCGAUCCUGCGGCGGAGGGGGGCGAAGGCGGACGGUCUGGGCACUCACGUGGCGGCGAGCUUCACGGCGGGACUGGUGGCGGCGGUGGCGUCCAACCCGGUGGACGUGAUCAAGACGCGGGUGAUGAACAUGAAAGUGGAGGAGGGUGCGCCGCCUCCGUACGCCGGGGCGUUGGACUGCGCGGUGAAGACGGCGAGGACAGAGGGGGUGGCGGCGUUCUACAAGGGUUUUUUGCCCACCGUGAUCCGCCAGGGGCCCUUCACCGUCAUCCUCUUCGUCACGCUCGAGCAGGUGCGCAAGCUCCUUAAGGAUUUUUAAGUCGCCUUACAUCCAUCAGAUUCCACGAUGGACGGCCAAUAGAGGGAGACGCUGCUGAUCAUUUUUUUAAAAAAAUUCACAUUCAUCACGCAGAUUGAAAGUUCUUUUAAUUUUUUUGUAGGUUGAAUUUUGAAUUUGAUUAAUAUUUUUUUAUUUGAAUUUGAUAAUAGAAAUGGAAUAUUCAAAAACAUGUGGU
Molecule: messenger RNA, 1195 nt
Organism: Zingiber officinale
Lineage: Eukaryota; Viridiplantae; Streptophyta; Magnoliopsida; Zingiberales; Zingiberaceae
Product: mitochondrial uncoupling protein 5-like
Exons: 1
Coding region: 40-999 (319 amino acids)
Biological process (GO): phosphate ion transmembrane transport; oxaloacetate transport; succinate transmembrane transport
Molecular function (GO): oxaloacetate transmembrane transporter activity; sulfate transmembrane transporter activity; succinate transmembrane transporter activity
Source: RefSeq, a predicted model, not a curated record